AAUCCCGGCGUUAUGGCAUCACUCGCCAAUGGAUGGAUUUCAAAGCACUGACUGGCAGUCUCCGUAAAUCUCAUAAGAUCCAGAUAAAUGGCGCUUAAGAACGCUGCAACCUCCAAGAUUCUGGCAGCUUCAUUUGGCGUCUUUGCUGGCUAUUCUGCGUAUCGAUAUAGAACCUCUCGCUACUCGCCACCGUCUCAACAAGAUAUUAGAGCUGCUAGCCCUAGCGCGUCGAGCACAGGCACAAUGGCAGUCAAGCACAGCUUCCAGACCCUCUUCGCCGUCCCGCUCUCCUGCGACGGCUGCGUCAAGUCCGUUUCAGACUCAAUCUACAAACUAGAUGGGAUCAGCAAGGUCGAAGGAAAUCUCAAGGACCAGCUGAUAUCGGUCGAGGGAUCUGUCGCACCAUCUGCUAUCGUUGAGGCUAUCCAAGCCACUGGGAGAGAUGCCAUCCUCCGGGGGUCCGGCACUUCAAACAGUGCUGCUGUGAGCAUCCUGGAGACGUUCACAGACAUGCAGAUUGAGGAACUUGACAGGGAAGUGAGGGGCCUCGCCAGGAUGGUGCAGGUCAACCCUGAGCGGACAUUGAUUGACCUGACCUUGAGGGGUGUUGCUCCCGGCACUUAUCGGGCAACUAUUCGAGAGUACGGAGAUCUCAAAGAUGGUGCUGCGUCUACUGGUCCAGUCUGGUCCGGGGGAAACAAAGAGGCGCCAAAGGGAUCCCUCGGCGUCAUCGAGGUAUCUGAGGACGGCCGGGGAUCUGCCUUUGUAGACCACGGUUUCCAGAUCUGGGAAGUCAUUGGCCAUGCCAUGGUUCUGACGAGACAGGAUGAGGGUUUGCCGCUGAAGAAUGACGACAACACAGUGGUUGGCGUCAUUGCGCGAAGCGCGGGCAUGUGGGACAAUGACAAGACUGUCUGCUCUUGCACAGGUAAGACACUGUGGGAAGAAAGAAAGGAUGAAGUCAAGAAGGGUAUGCUGUAGCCCGGCCACGCUAUUUUCGAUGAACGAAAUAAACGAGUAAAGCAAGUGGCUUUCCCCCUUUGCCAAGCUGUCCGCGCUCUUCCCCUACCACUGCUUCCAUUUUCCUUUAAGCUUAAUUCACCAUCUCUCAUCAAUCUCACCCACUAUCUUCUACCAAUCUCGUCAAUCCAAGACGCUAAACAGAUAUUGUAAACCGGCAUUUGAGAGUUGAAACUUUCCGAGAUACCUGUUCCACGAUAGCGGAGUGAUACAUAGUAGUAUUAGGCCUCAAUUGACAGUUUCACG
Trichoderma asperellum CBS 433.97 is the source of this 1266-nucleotide messenger RNA. RefSeq lists its product as uncharacterized. Gene Ontology annotation, biological process: superoxide metabolic process. Gene Ontology annotation, molecular function: copper ion binding; superoxide dismutase copper chaperone activity. NCBI's taxonomy places the organism in Eukaryota, Fungi, Ascomycota, Sordariomycetes, Hypocreales, Hypocreaceae. The record is from RefSeq and is a predicted model, not a curated record. Gene Ontology annotation, cellular component: cytoplasm.